Molecule: messenger RNA, 1368 nt
Organism: Botrytis cinerea B05.10
Lineage: Eukaryota; Fungi; Ascomycota; Leotiomycetes; Helotiales; Sclerotiniaceae
Exons: 1
Coding region: 60-1217 (385 amino acids)
Source: RefSeq, a predicted model, not a curated record
GCGCCUAUAUCCGGGACACAAUAUUUCGGGCAGGGUAUGAUAUUGAAUCACGAAUCAAAAUGGAAACAUCCACCGGCCAGAUUCUCCGAAAAUUGUUCACAGCUCUUGGUUUUAACUUGCAUCCCAGUUCAUUUAGAUCUCAAGUAAGGACUUUGGUCAAAGUUUUGAUCAUGAUCUUAGCAGAUGAUUUUACUGCUGCUAUUGAAGCAGAUCGAAGCAAAGUCUCUGAGUUUACCAAGAUGCCUCCAUCUGAAUGCUGUCACGGACUUAGUAGACCAACCCUACCAGCUCACGAUACAUUUUCAUUGGCAUCAUAUAGGAAAUAUACCGUUCCUAUUGACAGAGUUUACUCACUCAUGGGAGUUCUCGGUGUAAAGUUUUUAGCUUUCCAUGCAGAAGGUCCGACUAAAGCACUUUGUUGGCUGCUUGAUGAGGUCGUCAUUACUACUAAUGAUGUCUCAAUCUUUAAUUGGGCAGGUAAAGAUCUCGGAAUCCCAAUCAGAGGGAGAUCUCUAUAUCCAUCAAGUUUGACUGCCUUUAGCCCAGAAAAGAAGGGGACUUAUUUUACUACGAUAAAUGGUGAAUUGGCAGUCGCAUCCAAGGAAAAGAGACAUAUAUUGCAAGAUACAGCGUCUAAGAUUACUUUGUUGUUGCUUCAAAGCAUUAACUUUAUCAAAAAGACAGCUCAUCCAGAUACUCCAACCAAUUUGCUCCAAACUAUUCUCAACUUCAUCAAGAAAGUCGGCUUCAAAAACCUCAGGCCUCAAUUGCUCCACCUUGGGAAGCUAAUGGUAUACCUCGAGAAUACUCAAGGCCUCGAGAAGUACAAACCAAAGAUUGGCUAUAAAAUUGAGGAGGAAAAGGCUAAAAGAGCACUCAUUCGUGAAGAAAAGCCAAAAUUUCAAAACAAUGGAAACAUCACUUCGAGGUUUGGGUUUAAAAGACCUCAAAAGCCCCAAAUACCACAUAUACCACAAAUGCCACAGAUGCCACAUAUUUCCGCACCAAAGCUCAGUUUAGGACUCGGAGGUUUUGGCAAAAAGACAAGGGAAUCACAGCCGCCUAUGAAAGAGAGUGUAGAUACUUCACCAGUACUUCACGUCGACCCAGAACUUUCAGUGAGAGAUUCUCAGACGGAAGAAGAACCAAAAAGUUUGAUUGAUGAGGUUAAUCAUUGGAUAUUUGAAGAUCAAGAUAUCAAAAACAUUCCUGAAUAAUUUCAAUCACUCUUUGAUGAGAUCAAAGCUUCUAAAUUGAAUGGUUCUCAUAUGAGGAAAUGUCAAAAGCCACAGAAAUUCCAAGAACUUCUGGUACUGGAGGUGUCUUUGAUAUCCAGAGAGUCAUAAUCGAGAUGGAAAAUCCUGAACA